Rhincodon typus (whale shark) is the source of this 1617-nucleotide messenger RNA. Its product is annotated as DNA damage-inducible transcript 4-like protein-like. The transcript is spliced from 2 exons. The coding region runs from base 109 to 819 and encodes 236 amino acids. Gene Ontology annotation, cellular component: cytoplasm. Lineage: Eukaryota; Metazoa; Chordata; Chondrichthyes; Orectolobiformes; Rhincodontidae. The record is from RefSeq and is a predicted model, not a curated record. Gene Ontology annotation, biological process: negative regulation of signal transduction.
CGUUCGAGUAGAAAGCGGUGGCUGCUGCCAGCUGCGAUCUGUAUUCGGUACCGCUAACGAGAGGGGUAAGAACUGGCUGGACACAGUGGGACACAUCACUCAGCAGUGAUGGUGAUGAUGUACGUUCAGAGAUUUGGGGGCACAAAUGUUUACAGUAAAAGGACAAGUCCUACAGGCGAUGAAGGGGAUAGUGUAGUCCAGUUGAUGAAGAAACUCCUUCACCAUAGCUUCGCAGGCGAAGCGGUAACAAGUUCAAAAAAGAUAAAACAUGAUGAAAUCCCUUUUGAGAGACAUUAUAACACAGAUGACGAAAGCCUUAUUCCUGGAUCAGAUGCCUAUUUCUUGAAUCAAUCUGGCAAUGACUUUAUUUUUCUGGAGGAAUUCUUAGAAGAAAGGACAUGCCAUUAUCUUGCUAAACAGAUAGAGCACUGCUUGUCUACUUCAAAGAAAUCUCAGCUUCACUGCCAAGAGCUCUUGAUCCCCCAGUACAUGAGUAGGAGAAUAGCCCGAGAUGUACUUCGAAUGGCUGCCAAUGAGCCCUGUGGACUGCGUGGUGCAGUGAUCUAUGUCAAUCUGGAGCAUGAGAACACAAGUAAGAAGCUGGGCAAAAUUGUGUAUGACAGCAGUGUCAUUCCUACCUUCGAACUGACUCUAGUUUUUAAACAAGAUAACAACAGCUGGCCGAGUCUGAGUGAUUUCUUUGCUAUAGGGGCCUGUUUCACGCAUGCGUCAAGAAGGGUGCUGAAACUUAGUCCAGGCUUCAGAUUAGUCAAAAGAAAAUUAUAUUCUUCUGUGGGACUAAUUGUUGAAGAAUGUUGAUUUUUGAAUGCCAAACUUGCUUUUUAAGGGCAAUUUUUCUGCUAUUUUCUGACUAGUGAUCUAUUAAGACUUAAUAGGUGCUACUAAGCCAGCAAUGGAAGUAUUUCUCUAAAUACAACUUUGUUAAUAACUUGAACUUCACUAAUUAUUUUGGAUUCAGAAUAUUGUGUGUGUGUAUAUAUAAGGCCUACUUUAGCAUCCAAUACGUUAAGUCGGUAGUGCAGUAGGCAAAGGGUACACAAUGGACACUUUCUCACAGUUUUCCCAUUGUCCUUUUUUUAUUUUACUGGUACCACUGUUAGAAGUAGACAUUUUGAUUAUGGAUGAGGACAAUUAAAAGCAAGUGGUGAUGGUACAGUGAGGAAAGUGCAUAGGGGGUGGUGGUCUGAGGGAAAGGAAAUGAAGGCAUGAAAUGCGUAUGUGUAAAUUUUUCAGAAGAAGGUGAAGAUAGUAACAAAUUUAGGCAUCAGAUACUCUACGUUUAACAUGUUUAGCUGCAAGUGGUACUAGAUUAAAACUGAGUUUAAAAGUUGAUAUUUUUUACUGAUGUUCAGUAUUGUUAAAUGUUUGCAUAUUUUGCACUGUGUUGCACUGAUCAGUUGAACCAUUUUAUAUUUGUAUGGGCAUGCUGGACUUGCUCUAACAUAGUAUCUUGCAUUUAUAUGGACAGUGCAAGCUUCCUGUAGUGGAUGCAGAACAGUCAAUUGCUACCUUCAUCUACUGCAGUGCUAUGAUGUCGGUUUUUGUUGAAGUGUUAGAGAUCACCAGUGUUGCAAAUAAACAUUUUUGUAAAAUAAA